Messenger RNA from Patiria miniata (bat star), 1927 nucleotides. RefSeq names its product cholesterol 7-desaturase-like. Gene Ontology annotation, molecular function: 2 iron, 2 sulfur cluster binding; chlorophyllide a oxygenase activity. The coding region runs from base 70 to 1446 and encodes 458 amino acids. Gene Ontology annotation, biological process: cholesterol metabolic process; chlorophyll biosynthetic process. The transcript has 7 exons. The record is from RefSeq and is a predicted model, not a curated record. Gene Ontology annotation, cellular component: chloroplast. NCBI's taxonomy places the organism in Eukaryota, Metazoa, Echinodermata, Asteroidea, Valvatida, Asterinidae.
CAGUAAAGUUGAGCGAUAAGUUUAAGCCCACACCAAUUCCGAGUUUUAUGACUCUAGGUUCUGGUAGAUAUGGCCGUCUCAAAAGCUGGAGUUUUGUCCUUCAUCCUGCCAGUUUUCUUGGCAGGUUUAGUCACCCGUCCUCUGAUUCUUGAAGAUUACGCGAAGCAGCUCGCUAAUCACGUGCAGAAUGCCAACAUUUCGGUUGAGGUUGUGUCUGAGAAAAUCAACCAAGUCGUCCACAGUUCUGACUUCAAGUUUGUUCUUGUCUACGGACUUACUGCCGUGCUGAUUUAUUUGGCUGUUCAGCUGUACAAGGCGGUGACUGAGCCCUUGGCACUCUACUGCGACGAGACCAAAUAUACGUAUUUAGUGGACGGCCCAGCCGACGGCAAAACGGCUGAGGAACGAGUGAGGGAUAUGAAGAGAUGUCGGAAGGUCGGAGAUGUUCCUCCUGUCUACCCGAAUGGCUGGAUGUCUAUCCUGAUGUCGUCUGAAUUGAAGAAGAAGGAGCACAAAUUCGUGUCCGUUGCUGGUAAGAACUUGGUGGUAUUCCGAGGAGAAAGUGGGCGGCCCUACGUCGUUGACGCCUACUGUGCUCAUCUAGGCGCCAAUCUGGCCAUAGGUGGCUCAGUGCACGGUGAAUGCAUCGAAUGUCCCUUCCAUGGCUGGAGAUACCGGGGAGAAGACGGCAAGUGCGUCCAUAUUGGAUACGCGGAAAAAGUACCCGACUUUGUGAAGAUCCCCACCUACCAGUCCUGCGAAGUCAAUCACAGAAUCUGGCUGUGGUACCAUGCUGAAGGCAAGGAGCCCGACUGGCAAGUCCCGGAGCUCGAAGAUAUCAAUAAUGGAAAGCUUCACCCUGUUGGCUUCACGGUUUGCGAACUCGACAGCCAUAACGAGGACACCCCUGAAAACGGAGCUGAUGUCGCCCAUCUAGAUUACCUUCACGGGCCGAGGGCUUUCGUUGGUCAGGCCCACUUUACCGACGUCAGCUGGGAGCCACACCCUACCGAUAAGCAUGUGGCUUUACUUCGUAUGUCCACCAAACCCCCGUAUUUUUAUAAUCUGUUCAACCUGCCGGCAAACACCUUCCAUAUCGAGCAGAUAGGACCCUGCUUCGCCCAUUUCCACAUGGACAGUCCCAUGCUGGGUGAGCUACAAUUGGUCUUAACCGUCACGCCUGUUGGACCCAUGCGACAGAGGAUUGUGACCACUGGGUAUACCCGGAGAGGACCCAUCUCAUUCUACAUUGGCAAGAAGGCCUUGUAUGAACAGUUCUACCAGAUUUGGGGUGACCUUCCGGUGUGGGCCAACAAGAGGUACGUUCGUAACCCCCCGUUUGUGAAGGAGGAUCAUCUGAUAGCGAAACAUCGCCGAUUCUUCGCCCAGUUCUACUCUGAGAACAGCCCCAAGUACGACCCGAAAGAGGAAUCUAUGGAUUGGUAAAAUUACCGUCUAAGGUUAAAAAGAGAGUACAUGUGUAUCUCAAAGCUGUCACUUUUAAUAUUUUGGCUUGGCGAUCUACGAGUAAAGGCUUAAGACUAGAAUUUUGCGCUUUCUUUUUUAAUUCAUAUGCAAAGAACAUUCAUGUAAUUGCUGUAAUAAAAGGAAUUAUUUAAGUGUUGUUAUUGUCAUACGAUUUGUUACGUUAGCGUAUAAUUGCUUCAUUAUAAUGUGCUAUACGCUUUAGAAAGCAACCACAUAAUUAAUGUUUUACAAACAAGGAUGACGAGGCGUUGAGUUAAAAUAGAUAUAUCUUUUUUAGAAUGUAAUUACUGUUUCGCUCGGAAACCAAAACGAAUUGGUCUAGAUGAGCGUAGAUAAACAUUAAAAACGUUUGACUCAAUUUUAAAGGGAAGGGGCCGGGAAUGUCUAAAACAAAUAUUUAGGGGAAUAUUUACCUGAAUACCAUUUUGAAACGUUUUGA